AUGAACAUAAAGGCCGGAAAGGUAUUGGAUAACUGCCGAGCAGUUGUUAAUCUUAAGAGAAAGCAAUCAGACCCACGCUCGAUCACUUCUGAUGGGCCCAUUCGUCUGCUGUUGCCUCAGAGGUCUUCUCCUAUUGCCGACUGCAAUAUCACUAAACGGAGGAAAUUGGAGACACCAGAAAGCAAUUAUUGCAAUUUUUCUCUUCUGCCUGGGAAAUGUGUGCUUAAAUACUAUUCCAACUUCAAGAGAAGUGGGAGUUUGUUCCGUUUAAUGUAUUGCUGCAAUGAUGAGUGGAAUGAUUUCUCCCGGGACAUUGUAACAGCUGUCAACAAAGAAUUUGUUGUUAAGAAAUCUGCUGUGGAAGUCGAGGUUGAUGGAAAUAUGAUUUUGCUAGACUUCUUGCAGAUGAUUAUGUUGGACAUGAAAACUGGUCUGCAUCAGCCUAUUGCUUGGAUUGAUGUUUCGGGUAAGUGUUUCUUUCCAGAAGUACUUUGUCUUCACGAUGAAAAUCUUGGUGCCGAAGGCCGUGGUCACCAGGGUGCUGAGACUCAGGAUCUCAAUGGAAUCAACUUGAAUUUAGAGAUUGAGAUACAAGGAUUUAAUGAUGAAUCUAGUGCGGAGUCUGCUCCGAUUGUCGUCAAUGUACAAGCUCGUGAUAAUACUGCAAAGGAAGAUAGUGGUGGCGAAACCAAUAUUUAUGGGAAAACAUCAGACGUUGAAAUUGAUGAGAAUUGUAAGGAUUAUCAACAAGUGGAAGGAAAAAGGAUCCUGGCUGCUAAUACUGGAGAUAGGCCGUUGAACUCUUAUGCUGUGAGGGAGCUGUUUUUAAAAGCUGUUGGCUCAUUAGGUGCAAACAUUGUUGAUAUACGUCCUUGCAUGAGCAUAAUAAUGGACGGUCGUUUGGAACUUUUUCAGAAGCAGGUUAAUAUCACUAAAAGGUACCGUGGUGAUGCCAAUGUCCAAUAUGCGUGGCUUCCUUGUUCGAGUCGGACAGUUUCAGCUGUACUGAAAUAUGGGGUGGCCUAUCAUGAUCAAUUUAAAAUCAAUCCUCCGCAUGGUAAUGGGCUACAUCUAAUCCCUACAAAUGGCACUCAGAUCAGUACCAGUUUUUUUGAUGUUGACGAAAAUGAUACACGACAUAUGGUACUUUGUCGUGUUAUAUUGGGGAAUAUGGAGACUAUUUGCUGUGGUUCAGAUCAGUUCCUUCCCAGCAGUGAAGACUUUGAUAGCGGUGUUGACAGACUUGAAAAUCCUAAUCUUUAUAUAGUAUGGAACAUGAACAUGAGCACUCACAUAUAUCCGGAAUGUGUCGUAAGUUUCAAGGUGACUUCAAAUAUUGAAGGUAGUGAAACUGUUCAAGCAAGGGCUCCGAAGAGCCCGUGGAUGCCAUUUCCUAUGCUGUUUGCUGCCAUUGCCAACAAAGUCACUUCUGAAGCCAUGAAUCUCGUGAAAACUAACUAUGCACUAUUCAGGAAUAAGAAGAUGAGUCGGGAGGCAUUUGUGAAAAAGCUGAGACUCAUUGUUGGGGACAAUUUGCUCAAGUCAGCCAUUACCAGCCUUCAGUCCAAGGCACCCCCUGGGUCACCUAGCUCUAACGUUGAAGAAGCAGCGUGCAUUUGA
This is a messenger RNA of Striga hermonthica, 1620 nucleotides long. The record is from the annotation of a GenBank genome assembly. Lineage: Eukaryota; Viridiplantae; Streptophyta; Magnoliopsida; Lamiales; Orobanchaceae.